Messenger RNA from Haemonchus placei, 1683 nucleotides. Lineage: Eukaryota; Metazoa; Nematoda; Chromadorea; Rhabditida; Trichostrongylidae. The record is from the annotation of a GenBank genome assembly.
AUGGCCGCUGCCACACAGGAUGCUACACUUACCGCCGAUCCACUACUCUAUCGACUACCGGAGUUUCCGUCAGCGAUCCCUAUAACACCAGGACCUGCGAUGAGUCCCCGUGAGUCUGAAGGUAUCGCUGCAUGGGUUACCAUCAGUGGCGUUCCUUUUCCCGCUAUGGUUCUGGGAGGUGAACCGCGUGUGCCUAUCCAUCUUUUACUAAGUCGAGUCCUAUUCACGCAAGGUGUUAGCGAAAUCCAAGCAAUGAUGGAUGACUUGAAUAUUCAUAAGUCAAUCGCGACGAAUGAACAAGCAGAGAGUUUGCGCAAAAUGGAUGCGGAAGUAUCAGGCACUCAAGACAUGUCCAAUCUGAAUCUGGUAACUCGGUCAGAUGCAGAACGAAUAUGCGGUAUUGUUCGGAUCGAGAGUACCCCUUCGACGAUUGAGGAGCCUAUCGCAGAUGAGUCCGAUCGUCUCUCCGUACAACAUGCUAUGUUUGGAACCGUAAAAGGUUGGGCUUAUCCAUCACGAAAAGGUGGCAGAAGCGUUAGAUGUCAGGAGUGUGGAUUCUUCUUUACGCCACAAGACUUCGUUGCUCACUCCCACAGCGAGAAAAAGGAGUCGCAGAGAACAGUGCACUGGGGUUUUGAUCCAUCUAAUUGGCGUCUCAUGUUGGAAUUAGCAAAACCUUCUUCCGAAUGCAGUAUUAGCAAGGAGAGGUGGAAAGAAUUUAUUGAUGAGCCCACUAUUCAAUCAUGUGGUAUCUCGGAAAACUGCGACGGUUUUUUAGUCAACAAGGCCAAGCGAUCGCUCAUUGAUCAAUCUUUGGAAGUUCCGCCCAAAAUACUACGAAUCAACAAUGAUCACGCCAAUAUUGAGAAGCCAUUACCUAUCUUCUCGGAUCCGUCUACUUCAUCCAAACUGUAUUUAAGUAACAAUUUCGAUCGAUUUCUUGAUCCGAAAUCGACUGAUCCCCUUGCAUUGAUUGAAGAAGUCAUCCGAAAAGAAACCGCGUUCAAAGUCAAGUGCCUAUCCGCGAUCAACGGGCCGAACCCUACUGGUGGGCAACUUAUUUCUCUCGAAGACCAACCAAAUGCAGUCGUUCCUCAUCCCAGUACUUUCAAGUCAGUGGGCGAAGCUGUGAAAGACAUACAGACAAACUGUGAGCGAUUAGGCAAGUUUCCUAUUGAGUUUUGUUUUCUGUUGAACAGAAAUUUUUCAUAUGAUAAGGCGCUAGAAUCUGUCCUCAAGCGGAUGUCAACCAAUGUUAGUCCCACUAUAACGGAUGCCCUCUCUGAAAUUCGAUUGUCACUUAUGAAGGGCAAUCUGGCAGAGUACGAGCGAUUGCGGCUGGCUUAUGAGUUCCUGUUCACGCUGUACCGGCAGCUAUGUGACCCAUUCGGCUACAGCAAUGACCCUUUGAUGCAGGCGUCUGUUGCAAAAAUGCGAGCAGAUCAUAUUGCUAUGGGAAUUUCGGCGGAUUUAAACGAUUCCUCACGGACUCAAGCCCUUGCAGAUUUAUCACAGCAGCAAGCGAAAUUGGCAUCACUCGAUCAAUUUGGAAGUGUCCCGAAGAUGCCAGUUCCGCUGCCAUCCUUUCCCACUGCACCGGUUUCGGCUGAUUCACAACUACUACAACAUUUAUUCGCACAACAACUAAUGCAAUUAAUGGCUGCACCACAACUAACGCAAUAA